GGCACACUUCCGCUUCCAGUUCCUAGCAUCGGUUCUUAGCGUCGACUCGGGCCGAGGCUUUGCAUUCGACCGAGCAGGUUGUGGCGUCGGCUGGUUCCAGGCGAUUCGAGCUCCAGCCAGGAUGAUCGAGGUUGUUUGCAACGACCGUCUGGGGAAGAAGGUCCGCAUUAAAUGCAAUACUGAUGACACCAUCGGGGACCUUAAGAAGCUGAUCGCAGCCCAAACUGGCACCCGUUGGAACAAGAUCGUAUUGAAGAAGUGGUACACGAUUUUUAAGGACCACGUGUCUCUGGGGGACUAUGAAAUCCAUGAUGGGAUGAACCUGGAGCUUUAUUACCAAUAGAGCAGAAUUCCUUUUGCCUGCCCUUCUCUCUUCUCCCACCCUCACCCCUCCACCGAUAUGGAUGCUUGUUUUUGAAAACUGAUGUUAAUAAAAGUUUAGAGGCU
This is a messenger RNA of Hippopotamus amphibius kiboko, 447 nucleotides long. RefSeq names its product ubiquitin-like protein 5. Gene Ontology annotation, molecular function: protein tag activity; protein binding. Gene Ontology annotation, biological process: mRNA splicing, via spliceosome; protein modification process. Bases 122 to 343 code for a protein of 73 amino acids. Gene Ontology annotation, cellular component: cytoplasm; nucleus. The transcript has a single exon. Lineage: Eukaryota; Metazoa; Chordata; Mammalia; Artiodactyla; Hippopotamidae. The record is from RefSeq and is a predicted model, not a curated record.